AGAGAGCUAGCAAUUAUUAGUUAAUUAAACAUGAACGCUGUUAGUUCAAGAGAUGAUGAGAGCGCAACCAUCACCGACUCCCCGGAGAAGAUGAUCAUGAUCAUGAGCGCCGGCGGCGGCAACACCACCACCACCACGACGGAGGUCCAAUCCCAGCGCCGGACAAAGCUUACACCUUCGAGAUUCAAAGGUGUUGUUCCCCAGCCUAAUGGAAGAUGGGGUUCACAAAUUUACGAAAAACACCAAAGAGUUUGGCUCGGCACUUUCAAUUGCGAAGACGAGGCCGCACGCGCUUACGACGUGGCCGCAAGACGCUACCGUGGCCUCGACGCCAUCACCAAUUUCAAGACAGUUAGUUCAUCGGAGGAGGCUGAAUUCCUCGGGUCCCAUUCGAAGGCGGAAAUCGUGGACAUGUUAAGGAAACAUACUUACAAGGAUGAACUCGAACAACAAAUUAGCCGUCGGCGCCAAUUAAUAAUAAUUAAUCAUCAUCAUCAUCGGAUUAUUAAUAGUAGUGAUCAUGACGACAACAAAUUACAAACGGAAGUGCUUUUCGAGAAAACCGUGACACCUAGCGACGUGGGAAAGUUGAACCGGUUAGUGAUUCCUAAACAGCAUGCGGAGAAGUAUUUCCCUAUCUCUGGGCGGUCGAAUAAGAACGUUGUGCUUAUGAAUUUGAAGGAUAGGGCAGGGCCAGGUAAAGUGUGGAGAUUUCGAUAUUCGUAUUGGAAUAGUAGCCAAAGCUACGUUUUGACAAAGGGGUGGAGUCGAUUCGUUAAAGAGAAAGGUUUGAACGCAGGCGAUAUCGUGAGCUUUCAUCGAUCCGUUAAUUCGGCCGACAAACAAUUGUAUGUUGAUCAUUUGAAGAUCAUUCAGGCAGCAGCCGGAGUUAUCGAGGAGGAGGAGAAGGCGCGAGUUGUGAGGCUUUUUGGGGUUAACAUAUUCAAAGUUCCGUCAACAACCAAUAUAAUUAGUACUAAUUGUGUGGAUAAUAAUAAUAAUAAUAUUGGAUCAAAGAGGAAGAAAUUAGAGAUGAUGGAGAACAUAAUCAUGACAUGGGACAGUACCAAGAAACAACGAGUAAUUGACGUUGUCUAA
Molecule: messenger RNA, 1098 nt
Organism: Impatiens glandulifera
Lineage: Eukaryota; Viridiplantae; Streptophyta; Magnoliopsida; Ericales; Balsaminaceae
Product: AP2/ERF and B3 domain-containing transcription factor ARF14-like
Exons: 1
Coding region: 31-1098 (355 amino acids)
Biological process (GO): regulation of DNA-templated transcription
Molecular function (GO): DNA-binding transcription factor activity; DNA binding
Source: RefSeq, a predicted model, not a curated record